CUUUAAUAUGUUUCUCUCUAUAGUAUUUGUAUAUAUAGGUUUCAAGCACGGUGGUUUUAAACUGUUUGUGGAAGGGAUCGUUUAACCGUUUCGCCUUCUCGGAUAUUCCUUGGCAGUAAGCAAAAUGGCGCCGCUAUGGAUGGUGAUGUCGUUAGCGGUUUCUUUACUUUUAACACCUUUUCUUAUGUUUUUGCUUGCCAUAAUCUUUUUGGCAUCUAUCGGAAAGUCACUCGGCGUUAGAAGAUUAUAUAUAAAAUUGCUGCUAACACUAUUUGAGUAUGGCAGACAAAACAUAGAAAACGUGAAAAAGAAGAAUGGUACUUGGAAGCAAAAUGACGAAGACACAGAUGAGGAGUACGAAUCGAGGCACGUCGAAAAGCAGAAUGUGCAAAAUUGGAAAACGGAGAGUAUGCAGAAUGGAGUGAGCAGCACCGUUAUAGCCAGAUCGACGGAUUUGAUUUUGGUACCCGAGCCAGAAAUGCAGAAUCAUAAAAAUCAUUUGGAGGAAACGAAAACGGAGAAUUCACAGACGCCUGCAACAAGUGCGAGCAAAAGCGAGACACUCAUACGUAGAGAUUCAUUUGAAACCCUGAAAAGGGAGUUCAAACCUGCAAUCUGUUUGGAUUACAUUAAAGCUGGUGUAGAAGCUAUUAUAGAAGAUGAGGUGACAUCUCGUUUUGAAGCAGAAGAAUUGAAGAAUUGGAAUUUGUUAACUAGAACAAAUAGACAUUACGAGUUUAUCUCCUGGAAGUUAACAGUGAUAUGGAUAUGUGGAUUUGUUAUGCGAUAUUGUUUCCUUCUUCCCUUGAGGAUAUUCAUUUGUUUUGUAGGGGUACUGUACAUUGUAAUUGCAACAUUUCUUAUUGGCUUCCUACCAAAUGGUUUUAUUAAGAAAUGGACAUACAACAAGGCUAGUCUCAUAGCAUUCAGGAUAAUGUCACAAUCUUUAUCAGCGACAAUUACAAUUCAUAAUCCAGAGAACAAACCAAAACCAGGAGGAAUGUGUGUGGCAAAUCACACUUCCGCAAUCGAUGUGCCUAUCUUAUCCACACAGACAACAUUCUCCUUGAUAGGUCAGAGACAUGGUGGAUUUUUAGGUAUUCUACAAAGAGCUUUAGCACGUGCUUCACCACAUAUUUGGUUUGAACGGUGUGAAGUUAAAGAUAGAGAAGCAGUUACAAGACGAUUAAAAAAACACGUGUCUGAUCCUACAAAUCCACCGAUACUUAUCUUUCCUGAAGGCACUUGUAUAAAUAAUACAUCAGUUAUGCAAUUUAAGAAAGGAAGCUUCGAAGUUGGUGGAGUAAUUUAUCCUGUUGCAAUAAAGUAUGAUCCAAGAUUUGGGGACGCAUUUUGGAAUAGUAGUCGAUAUUCAAUGAUACAAUACUUAUAUAUGACUAUGUCAAGUUGGGCCAUAGUAUGUGAUGUUUGGUAUCUUCCUCCGAUGUAUAGAAACGAGGGAGAGAGCGCUAUUGAUUUUGCGAAUAGAGUAAAGUCUGUGAUAGCAAGACAGGGUGGCUUGGUCGAUUUACAAUGGGAUGGUCAGCUUAAACGAAUAAAGCCAAAAAAGGAAUUGCGAGAGAAGCAACAAGAAGAACUUAGUAAACGACUUAAAGACGAAUAAAGUCGAAUAUGAAUCGUCUCUAGUCCCUCUUUCACGAUCGAUAUAAUGUGUGAUAUUUUGCUUAAACGAGAAUAUUUUACCUGAUGUGCUGUUUUAUCUUCUUCGUGGACAUUUAUCUGUGCUAAAAGGGGAUGAUAGAGCGUAUGCAUGAUUUAAUUUGUUUAAUUUUACAAAUGUGAUACAUUGCGUUAUGUUAGAUUACUUUUAUACAAUGAAAAAUUGAUAAAUUUCUAUAGUAACAUUUAAAUUCAUUACAAGACGAUUAGUAUAAACAAUUUAUCUUAAUAUUAUGAUUGAAUUUAAAUAUGAAAUAUCGCAGGUACCACAUUUGUCAAUUUUUAAUACCAAUAUUAUAUAACGAGGCAUUACAAAUUUAUUAUUUAUACAUAAUGAAGUGUUUAAUAUGGAAUGGCCGAUAGUGUGUGACUUUUUGUGCGUAUGAUUGAAUGUAGCAUCAAACUCAUCCUAUUUAUAUUGUUACAUUUUUAGAAAUGUACUUCACCUCAUUAUCUCAUUAAUUUGAUACAUGGUUAUGGAUAUCUAAGCCCAUCUGAUAUUAUACAGGAGAAGUUACAAAUUCUUUUCUUUCUUUUUUUUUUUUUUGUAAAAAUGAUAGGGAAAAAUAUUACUCUUUAUUGUAGUGUAAAAAAUAAAGUAUUUAUUCAUAUUUCUCAUAGAAAGAAAUUAGCAUAUAUCAGGGUUAUGCUACUGUACCCAUCCCCUGAAAAUUAUUUGAAAUGACAUUCAUUACAAUUUAAGAGCAUAAUUGAAAUAUUUCCUAUUUUUGUAAAUAAUAUCAU
This is a messenger RNA of Bombus impatiens (common eastern bumble bee), 2424 nucleotides long. It is a transcript of the gene Gpat4, whose product is annotated as glycerol-3-phosphate acyltransferase 3. Lineage: Eukaryota; Metazoa; Arthropoda; Insecta; Hymenoptera; Apidae. The transcript is spliced from 9 exons. The record is from RefSeq and is a predicted model, not a curated record. Bases 125 to 1624 code for a protein of 499 amino acids. Gene Ontology annotation, biological process: triglyceride biosynthetic process. Gene Ontology annotation, molecular function: glycerol-3-phosphate O-acyltransferase activity. Gene Ontology annotation, cellular component: endoplasmic reticulum.